This is a messenger RNA of Lottia gigantea (owl limpet), 1585 nucleotides long. RefSeq lists its product as hypothetical. The transcript is spliced from 2 exons. The record is from RefSeq and is a predicted model, not a curated record. Lineage: Eukaryota; Metazoa; Mollusca; Gastropoda; Lottiidae. The coding region runs from base 175 to 1131 and encodes 318 amino acids.
GUUUAACAAUUCAUUAUUUACUGUUACAAUUAAUCCAGCGUUAUUUGUUCUGAUGUUUGGAAUCUAUUUUGUUUUUUGGUAUGGAUUUUAGACUAGGACUAUAUGUAAAAGUGUAAUAUUGCAAGGGGAUCUAAAUUUACUUUUAAUUAUUGAUAUAAAAGGAAAUCCUAAGAAAUGGCAUAUACUCCUAGAAAGACGACCACCCCAUACCCAGGUUACGAUGAAACUUGGACACAUGUAGAUCCCCAACCCGUAGCCAGAGUUAAACCCGAAGCUGAAGAAUUCGCCAGAAAACAUCAGGGGGCUAUCAACUUAUUUAAUCCUGCAAAAGAAAGAGUCGAACAAGCUCCCGUUCCAGAGCCACGAUGUCCAUCAGCGGCUGCCCGAUCAAAUCUUGAGCAACAUCGCAAAGGACACGUUGGUGACAUACUAACAGGAUCAGCUACCCCUCGGGUGGAUUAUGAAGUUGUCCCACGUGUAAAGCCAGAAGCAAUGUCUAAUGCUCAAGCACAUCGUGGUACAUCUACUGCUCACCUAUUUACUGAUUAUGGACGUUUGCCUGCCUCAGCUCGAAAGCAACCGAAGGUAAAACCUGAAGGUGAAGUAAACGCCUCUCUGGAUCUCGGUAGUAGAGCAAAGAGUAUCCUCCAUAAUCCGAAAGAAAUUCCACCAUCUCCUAAACCAGACCCACGAGUUAAACCAGAAGGCGAGGGAAACGCGCACUUAGAUCGUGGAAAGCGAAUGAUGAAAAUAGUAAAUAAAUAUGGAACGGGGAGUGGCACAGAUCGCGGUGUACCACGGGUUAAACCAGAGGGUACAGACAAUGCUAUUCUUGACACUGGUCACAGAGCGUCUAAUCUUUUGCGAAAGUAUGGUAACAUGCCACAGGAGUGUCAACCUGAACCCAAAGUUACGUCACAGGGUAUAGACAAUGCUAAUUUAGACAAGGGAGGACGAAUGAAUCGUCUAAUGCACGAAGGAAGUAAAGGAAGACGAUCACCUCGACCGCCACCAAGAGCAACCACUUCUUCAGCUAGAAGAAUCAUGCAUAAACAUCGAGGACAAAUGGGGAACCUCUUAACGUCGAGUACCAAUAAAAUGAUCACGCCACCAGUUGGAGUUAGAGGCUAAUUUAAACAUUUUGGCAAGAUAUUUUGUGGACAUACUUACAAGGUGUACGUUUGCGCAUUCUUGUUUUAAGUUUCGUAGCUCGAUCAGGUGUUCUACGAUAACUUUCAUUUUAUGUAUACCUCCUGAUAUAGGCUUACGGAUCUCGAUUGUGAUUUGGAUUGAUUUGCUCUUCCUCAAGUACAGCAAACUGUUACUCCGAGGUUGUGCCUUUUAUUUUAACUGUCUGUGGGACGCGUCGUAGCUCUCACAGUCAAUGUAGAUCGUGCUCUAAAUCCGCCGCAGAUAAUAUGAACAUAACUCUAGAGUAUUUUAUUCUGUUAUAUAGAAUCUUUUCCGAUCUCAUGUAAAAAUAUUUGUGUUUUAGAAUAGUGCCUUUAUUAUGUAUUUGAUAUACUGUUGUAUUUAGAAAUACCUUUUAUAAUUAUUUCUCGUAAAAUUAAAACGUUUUCAUUUU